UCCCCCUGUGCUCGGCUCCUAGGGUGGUGGCAGGGCUGCUUCCCUCCCUUUUUGGGGCCAUCCCAGCGAGCUUUGGGUCCUUCCCCCAGAUCCUCAUGCACGUGUUCUGCACCUACCUGGACUCCAGGCUCCCUCCUCACCCCAAAUACCCCGACGGCAAAACCUUCACUUCCCAGCACUUCAUCCAGAGCCCGGAUAAACCAGACACUUCCAACGAGAACCUGUUCUGCAUCUACCAGAGCAGCAUCAACCCGCCCCACUACGAGCUCAUCUACGAGUGCCACGUCUACAGCCUGCCCAAGGUAUGGGGUGGGGUGGGAUGGGAUUCUCCCGCUCCCAGGAAUCCUCUCCAGCUCCAGUUCGGGAUGUUUGAACUCCUAAACCCAUUUAUGGACUUUUUACAUCAGCCUGGGCCAGCCUGCUCUAAGCCCAGCUUGGGGUUUAAGCCUCCGGCCUAAUCCCGGCUGUGGGAU
This is a messenger RNA of Corapipo altera (White-ruffed manakin), 473 nucleotides long. Its product is annotated as transmembrane protein 209-like. Gene Ontology annotation, cellular component: membrane. NCBI's taxonomy places the organism in Eukaryota, Metazoa, Chordata, Aves, Passeriformes, Pipridae. The coding region runs from base 96 to 458 and encodes 120 amino acids. The record is from RefSeq and is a predicted model, not a curated record. The transcript has 2 exons.